AUGAAGCUCUCUUCGCUGUUCCUAUCGGUUGCACUCGGUGGCUCCUCUAUUGGGGCCUCCGCGGCUUUGAAUAAACGGGAAUAUCGGCAAAUCCAGCUUACCAGCAGAGACGGCGAGAGGAUCAAGGUUGACGUUAUGUACGAGUCCAUGUGUCCCUUUUGUCAGCGCCUAAUCACAGAGCAGCUUUCGCGUAUCAUGAGAAGCGAUAUUGCUGAUUACAUCGACUUACGCUUGUAUCCAUACGGUAAUGCUGUCGAACGCGGCGGCGAAAUUAAAUGCCAGCAUGGGCCUGACGAGUGUCAUCUGAACAAGGUAUCAGCAUGUGCAAUCAGGGAGUUGCACAAGGAGCCCAAUCAAACCAUGGAUGUUUUAACAUGCAUCGAAAAUAUAAAAGGGGGCGCCGAUACAGAAUGGAGAGGAUGCCUCACCGAAGCCAGAGAAAAAAAGUCCGCGAUCCAAGAUUGCGUCACUUCCGCGAAAGGUGCACAGCUCAUGAAAGCUGUGAGCGCGUACUCCCAGACCGUUGGUUAUGAGUAUGUACCGUGGAUCGAAGUGGACGGUAAACACUCCAAGCAAGCUGAAGAGAAUCUAACCGAGUUUCUGUGCAAAAAAAUUGGCAAGAGGGGGCCACAUUUCUGCGCGAUGCUGUCCCUGCUGGACACGACGCACGUGCUUCAAGAUCAUCAGCGAUGCUUUAAGCAUUAA
Molecule: messenger RNA, 705 nt
Organism: Besnoitia besnoiti
Lineage: Eukaryota; Apicomplexa; Conoidasida; Eucoccidiorida; Sarcocystidae
Product: gamma interferon inducible lysosomal thiol reductase (GILT) protein
Exons: 9
Coding region: 1-705 (234 amino acids)
Molecular function (GO): oxidoreductase activity, acting on a sulfur group of donors, disulfide as acceptor
Source: RefSeq, a predicted model, not a curated record